Lampris incognitus (smalleye Pacific opah) is the source of this 2880-nucleotide messenger RNA. Its product is annotated as tumor necrosis factor receptor superfamily member 14-like. The record is from RefSeq and is a predicted model, not a curated record. The transcript has 6 exons. Bases 258 to 947 code for a protein of 229 amino acids. Gene Ontology annotation, molecular function: protein binding. Lineage: Eukaryota; Metazoa; Chordata; Actinopteri; Lampriformes; Lampridae. Gene Ontology annotation, biological process: positive regulation of peptidyl-tyrosine phosphorylation; defense response to Gram-negative bacterium; positive regulation of T cell migration. Gene Ontology annotation, cellular component: external side of plasma membrane.
UGUAUCACCACUAUAUCAUCUUAUUAUGGAUUUGACCUAUAAUGGGGGAACCCAAAUGUUAUUGCUUUUACAAUGUUGCUCGGUAUUUUUUUUAAGGAUACUGAAUUUUUUUCACGGGUUUUGAUGUAUGCGCCGGUAAGCGGUUUGGAUAAAGGAUGGGUCGAUGCGCUUGUAAAUAGAUGACGACAGGGGGGACUAUAACAGGAAGAAGAACAUGGCGGUGAACGGAAGUGUCAGCAUGGUUUUAACUUUUGAAAAUGACUUUUCGUAACUUUCCCUGUGUUGUUCUGUUUAUACACAUGCUGAUCGGGCAUUGUGUGUUUGCUGUCAGCGCAACAGACUGUAGACCGGAAGAAUAUCAAACAAGCGACGGGCUGUGCUGCCCUAUGUGUAAAAAAGGCUCUGUUGUCAGAAGACACUGCACUGAGGAAUCAGGCACGAGGUGUACACCCUGUGGAGUGGGUACCUUCCUGAACAAACCGAAUGGUCUGACAACGUGUGACACCUGUAAAAGCUGUGAUCCAGGUCAGGGUCUGUUUGCCCAACAGGAGUGUAAUUCAACAAGCAACACGGUCUGUGGUGUUUUAGAUGGAUACUACUGCACACAUGACACGUCUCAAUCAGAGUGUACCAUUGCAGUGAUGCAUACUCGCUGUUCACCUGGCCAGAGGACCAAAACACCUGGAACCAAGAAAACUGAUACAGUUUGUGAAGACUGUGAGCCGGGCCAUUUUUCACCGAGUGGUAUGAACUGCACUGUUUGGACAAAAUGUUCUGAUGGACAAGUCGAGAUCAAAGAGGGAAGUGGAACACAAGAUGCUGUUUGUGAGGAUGAAAAUAAACCAAGACACCAUUAUUAUCUAAUGCUGCCGCCAAUUAUCACAAUAUCUUUAUUUCUCAGUCUACACAAGAAAUACAAACAGCAGAGAAAGGCUGGCACGAGUUGACACAAGGCACAACACGAACUGGCACAGAGACUAAACACACAGGACUUAACAAGAAACAGGUGCUUCCAAUCUGGACGAGGCAGGCAAUCAGGCAGGAGGACACAGGGUAGGGCAGGUCUAGACAACUGGCGGCCCGCGGGCCAAAUCCGGCCCGAUGAUUAUUUUUUUCUGGCCCUUUGAUCAAUUGUUAUUACAAAAUGAAAAAUUAUAAUGCAUUUCCCCGCGAAGAAAAAUAAUGUUUUGGGCAAGAAUGCGCUCCCAUUCAAUUUCCCCCAAUGGGAGACUGCUUUGUCCCGCCCCUAACUGCCCCCAACGCUCCCUACGUGCACGCCACCAGCUGCCAAGCUAGUGAGUGUGCCGCGCUAACCUGCUUGCUGCUGCUAACUCUUAAACAAAAUAACCCCCCAAUGUCACUGUCCACUCUGAAAAAGAGGAAAGUUGACAAUGUGAAUCGCCAGUUUAAUAAUGAAUGGACUGAGAAAUAUAUGUUUACUAAUAUCGGAAAAAAACCCCAUAUGUUUGCUGUGUAACGAAGCCUAUCGCUGUCUCAGAGGAAUACAAUUUGAGAAAACACGUCCAACAGUCUACACUCGAGCUUCAUCACACAUUUUCCAGAAGGGUCGGAAGCACGCAGACAGAAGGUGCAGAGCUCGCCUUGCUGCCCUCACGCCACAGAUGAAACCACUGCACUGUCUGAUGCAUCGGAGCGUUCUCCGCGCAAAAUUUAGCAGUGCGUUGAAAAGCUCCAUGGACAAUAUGAUGUCGAUGAUCAAUUUCAUCAGACUCACAUCGAGCCUACAGCGCCGCUUGUUCCGUAAACUUUUGUAACCCUGUGGUUAAAUUAUAGGCCUUAGAUAUAUUACAUUGCACUAUUAGAUAAGAGUUUGGCCUAUGUUUGUUAUUUUGUUAACCGUUUGAAUAUGAAUAUAUUAUACUGUUGAUAUUGUUCUGCAAAACAGUUGUUUACCAACGUGAAAUGCAUUUACUUUUAUUGCUGAAAACUUACCAUUGUUGUGAUUGGUUGGCUGUGGAGAGAAUAACUUACCUUGAAUGUGAUUGGUUGAGAGGGCAGCGGGGAACGUCAGCGCGAGCAGACUGAACGGGGAGAGAAAGUAGGUCACUCGUUCCUUGUGUGAGCAAAACGGAGCAGUUGAUGUCGAAUUGUUAUAUGCUAUUUUGCGGUGAGAGAAAAGUAAUUGAAGUUUAGUGAACAGUGAUUUGUGCGGGUGUCUGACCGAGACCCAUCCCGGGAACUGUUUGUGUGGAUUUGGGAGACAAACUGACUACUCGUCAGUCCCAUAUGUGGACCCAGCGACGUUACGGAGCGAGGUAGCCAGUCGGUGUUCGUUGCUAGCACAGCAAGACGCGCGAAUGGACUGGAUGCGGUAAGGGGCUUGCCCCACAGUGAGUCGGGCAAUCUUCUAGUUUAGCGAAGUAACGUUAUCAGUACAGUGUAGUGGUGGGUUCAUGCGACCAUCGAGGGACGCAGAAGGAGUCGUCUGUUGCCGUGUUGGUCUGCCGAGGCGAGCGCACGGUUCGACCGUGAGAUGGUGCUAACGGCUAACUAGCCAGUUAGCUAGGAUGGCUGCCUGCCUGACGUUCGCUGCUGUGCUGCGGUGAGAAGCGCGAGACGAAGAGGAGCAUUCUUUGUGAGUACAAGUUGGAUGUGCGGGCUUCCAAGGGGAGCGAAGAGGGCUGUUUAGGGUCCCAACGUACCCGAUAAAGAAACAGGCCUGCAACUGGGGGUUGACUUUCUUUUAUUUUAUUGCCGGCUUAGUUAUAGGGUUAUUGAGCUGUAUGCUAAUGUGUUAGUCUGAUUAAUUUGUGUAUAUCUGAAUGCAGAUGCUUGUUAGCCAUUGAGGCUUAUCACUUUCAUUCAUUCUAAUAAUUAUUACUCAUAAUACAUUUGUAUAUAUAAUUCUAUGUACCUGUG